This is a messenger RNA of Sciurus carolinensis (gray squirrel), 1407 nucleotides long. It is a transcript of the gene Gpr27, whose product is annotated as G protein-coupled receptor 27. NCBI's taxonomy places the organism in Eukaryota, Metazoa, Chordata, Mammalia, Rodentia, Sciuridae. The coding region runs from base 24 to 1154 and encodes 376 amino acids. Gene Ontology annotation, cellular component: plasma membrane. Gene Ontology annotation, biological process: G protein-coupled receptor signaling pathway. The record is from RefSeq and is a predicted model, not a curated record. Gene Ontology annotation, molecular function: G protein-coupled receptor activity. The transcript has a single exon.
GCGGCCCGGGCGCGGAGACCGCGAUGGCGAACGCGAGCGAGCCGGGCGGCGGCGGCGGCGAGGCGGCCGCGCUGGGCCUGAAGCUGGCCACGCUCAGCCUGCUGCUGUGCGUGAGCCUGGCGGGCAACGUGCUGUUCGCGCUGCUCAUCGUGCGGGAGCGCAGCCUGCACCGCGCCCCGUACUACCUGCUGCUCGACCUCUGCCUGGCCGACGGGCUGCGCGCGCUCGCCUGCCUCCCGGCCGUCAUGCUGGCGGCGCGGCGGGCGGCGGCCGCCACGGGGGCGCCGCCGGGCGCGCUGGGCUGCAAGCUGCUCGCCUUCCUGGCCGCGCUCUUCUGCUUCCACGCCGCCUUCCUGCUGCUCGGCGUGGGCGUCACCCGCUACCUGGCCAUCGCGCACCACCGCUUCUACGCCGAGCGCCUGGCCGGCUGGCCGUGCGCCGCCAUGCUGGUGUGCGCCGCCUGGGCGCUGGCGCUGGCCGCGGCCUUCCCGCCGGUGCUGGACGGCGGCGGCGGCGGCGACGACGAGGACGCGCCGUGCGCCCUGGAGCAGCGGCCCGACGGCGCCCCCGGCGCGCUGGGCUUCCUGCUGCUGCUGGCCGUGGUGGUGGGCGCCACGCACCUCGUCUACCUCCGCCUGCUCUUCUUCAUCCACGAUCGCCGCAAGAUGCGGCCCGCGCGCCUCGUGCCCGCCGUCAGCCACGACUGGACCUUCCACGGCCCCGGCGCCACGGGCCAGGCGGCCGCCAACUGGACGGCGGGCUUCGGCCGCGGGCCCACGCCGCCCGCGCUGGUGGGCAUCCGACCCGCGGGGCCCGGCCGCGGUGCGCGCCGCCUGCUCGUGCUGGAGGAGUUCAAGACGGAGAAGAGGCUGUGCAAGAUGUUCUACGCCGUCACGCUGCUCUUCCUGCUGCUCUGGGGGCCCUACGUGGUGGCCAGCUACCUGCGGGUGCUGGUGCGGCCCGGCGCCGUCCCGCAGGCCUACCUGACAGCCUCGGUGUGGCUGACCUUCGCGCAGGCGGGCAUCAACCCAGUGGUGUGCUUCCUCUUCAACAGGGAGCUGAGGGACUGCUUCAGGGCCCAGUUCCCCUGCUGUCAGAGCCCCCAGACCGCGCCGGCCACGCUCCCCUGCGACUUGAAGGGCAUCGGCUUGUGAGGGGCUCCCCGCCGCCACACCCCCAAGCCCCCAGCGUCCCCUCCGGCUUGGACAGUGACCUCACUUCUCCCCGUCUUGUCCCCUUUUCGAUUUUAUAAGCUGCCUUCAAAGCGACUCUCAAAGUGGACGCACACUCGGAGUGGACGGACUCCAGCUUGGAGGCGGGGGAGGGGCAACUCCGCAAACUCGUCCUCCUCCAUACCCCCUCUUCCCAGGGUGGCCCUGCAGUCUUUUUGUACUGGUUCUGCCUUUU